Molecule: messenger RNA, 5218 nt
Organism: Seriola aureovittata
Lineage: Eukaryota; Metazoa; Chordata; Actinopteri; Carangiformes; Carangidae
Gene: elmod3
Product: ELMO/CED-12 domain containing 3
Exons: 12
Coding region: 102-1340 (412 amino acids)
Source: RefSeq, a predicted model, not a curated record
GGUCCUUGCAUUAGCUCCUCAGCCCAGCUCAGUCCAAGACUUCAGAAGUCUGUAGAGGCCAGGAUCAGGAACACGCUCGCCAACCAACACACUCAUAUGCAAUGGAAGAAGACAUUGAUGUCACAUCCCAUACUGAGGGUCUGAAUGGUUUGUCCCAUGAAUGUAAACCAUUAGAUGAGAUCACCAAUGGACACUCCAAUCAUAAGCCUGUCAUGAAUGGACUGAUUAUUGGUCAUAAUGUCAAAGACCACACCAACGGCAGCGCACCGCUCAGAUCCCUGCCGAUUUCAGCACUAAAGCAGAAUGGUCUUCUGCAGACCCUGGCAGCUGGAGGGGACCAGCCUAAGCCUACAGAGGAAAAUGUGGAGUUGGAAAUGGCCAGACAGGAGUGGGAUGCUCUGGAGAAUGUCCAACCAGCUCUCACUGAGGACUCGACCCCAACCCCACUCAUCUCCUUCAAUGAAGCCCUGCAGUACUUCCAGACCACAGACCUCGGGGACUUGCUAAAGAACAUCCAGCCAACCAUUCGCAGGACAGGUCUGGCUGCUAUCACACACUUCCUCUUCGGACCUCCACGACUGCACCGGGAACUCUUGGAGGAGAGGGAUCUGGUUUUUGCCAUCGCACAGUGCCCUGUGGACAACAGCCAAACAGUCCACAUGCGUGUCCUGCAGACCAUUUAUAAGAGGCUGAUCGGCAGCAGGCUGGACUGUCCUCGCUAUGGAGCGCACUGGGAAAACAUCGGCUUUCAGGGUACAGACCCGGCCACUGACCUACGUGGCACUGGUUUCCUGGGACUGAUGCAUACUCUGUACUUUGUGAUGGACCCAGAAACUCUGCCUUUGGCUAGAGACAUCUACAAGCUAUCACAACACCCUACACAGAACUUUCCAUUCAGUGUGAUGUCAAUCAACAUGACCCGCAUCGCUCUGCAAGUACUCAGAGAGGAAGCCUUGUCCAAGGAGUGCAAUCGUCGUCAGCAAGUGGUUGGUGUGCUGAAUGAGUUCUACGUUGCCACGUAUCUGCACCUGUACCAAUUGUGGAAGACCCAACAGAAGACCAUUGCUGACUCUGGCUUUGUACUAAAAGAAGUGGAGCUGUUUGCCAAAAAGAACCCCAAGCAGAUGCUGCGCCGACUAGAGGUCUUCCUGAAAGAGAGGCGGGCAGGUGGAAUCCCCCGUGGGACGUCGUCAGACCCUCAGGCCCAACAGCCUUCUCCCAGCCUGGGGGAGCGAGCGGCCAGAGCCGGGGCGGGACAGGGAAGCAAGGGAAAGGAGAUGCACUUCACAGGAGUGUGUGAUCUACCGCCAGACAUGGAGGGAGAGGCCAGACUCAUCUAAGCUAGACUCUGUGUGAGUGUGCGUGUGUGCGUGUGAGCAAUCCUGCUUGUGAGUAUAUCUAUUAGUGUAUUUGCAAGUGGCUUACUCAGCUAGAAGAAGAACCCCACCAGACCCUGAUCUAGGGCCUCCUCUCUAGACCUUUUCAAACACUUCCACUCCUUCCAUUGAUGCUGGGGUGCUGCACUUUUGAUCAGAUUAUGCUUGGGGGUCUCUCAGAGUUAUAUUUGACUUUUUUUUUUAAUUAAUUUAUUUUUUUUAAACAGAUAACAUAGAACAGUCAAAUAUAGAGAGCUAAUGCAGGUCAGAAACACAAGAUGUCACAAAAACAACAAGAAAGUGAAUGUUUGCACUUUUCUGUGGAUUUAGUAGCCAAAUCAAUAGCUGCCAAAUUCUUGUGGAUAAACUCUACCUGCCUAGAAAUCCAAAACAUACACACUUGACUUGUUUUCCAAGGAUCUCUGAGUCAGGUUAUGUUAGCAUUGCAGAGAGGGAGAGAAAGCAUGGAGCGGCUUUUUUAAAAGGCUUGGCUAUUCCUCUCACUCCAAGAUACUGCUCCUUCACAUGAGUAUGCUUACAGCCCAUAAUGCAACUGAAAGGCAGCAUUGUUAGGCAUAUUGUUAAGCGCUCUGUUAACUAAGUGAAAAAAUUAACCAGUUCCAAGCCCUUCUAUAGAGCAAGCAUGAGUAGGUUUUCUCUCGGCAUGAGUUGGGGGAUAGAAAACCGAGAGGGCUUACAGGAGAUUUUGAGUGGGGAGUAGAAAUUGCAAGUAUACGCUGUUGUCAAAAAUCUUACUCAGUGGACUUUGAAUGCAGCUUGCUUUGAAGGUCUAAUCACUUUGCAUUCUCUAUCAGAGUGUGAAAGAAAUAUACGUUAUGUGAAAGAUGUGAAAGAUGUACAAGAAUGGACCCUCAGUCCAGAUGUGUGGAGGUAUAGCCAGUUGUUGGUGUACUCAUAGUGUCUGUUGCCAGGGGUGUGAUAGACUAGGUCCAGAGCUCCCACUUAAUAUGGGGGAAUAUAUUUUAAAUAAUUUUAAAAAAUAACUAUGUUAGUCCUUUCUGAAGGGACAGCUGUCAUAACUUCACAGUUAUGUAUAAAAGCACUUCAGAAUUUUGUUGUUCAACUGAUGGCUGAGUGACCGUGAGAAGGAUUUUUAACACUGUUGAAUUCCUCCUAAACAUCUGAAAGUCUUCUGACUUCUCAACUUGUCACGGUUAAAGCCAAGGAGACACUUCAUAACAGAGUCUGGGUGCUUGGCUUGGUCCCGGCUAAAGUCAAAGGUCUGGUAUGAGCUUUCUCUACAUUCCGUUACAAAGCAUGUGAUUGUAAUUUUUUUGACCAGUUAGAAAUUUAUUCCUGUGUGCGUGUUUGGUGUGUGUGUGUGUGUGUGUGUGUGUGUGUGCGUGCGUGCGCGUGUGUGUGUGUGUGUGUGUGUGUGUGUGUGCGUGCGUGCGCAUGUGGGUGCGUGCGCGUGUGUGCGUGGGUGUGCGCAAGCUUGCUUGUGUGUGUGGUGAAGUGAAUGAGCUGAUAUUGAUGAAGGGUGCCUCUCCUAGGAGAUGUAUGGUACAGUAUGCAAUCCCAGCUCUUACUCAAUGAUAAUCAAAACGAUAGUGCUGUGUGACGAUAGAAAUCGUUCCUAACUUCAGGGUUUGUGUGCUUGUGCAAUUACGUGUGAGUGUGAGCGUGUGUGUGUCGUAUGACAGGAACUGACUACAGAUGGGGUGCUUUCCUCUGCACACAAUAAGCCAGCUUUACUAAGUACUUGAUCCAUCAAGCUGCAAAGACGGUACUUUUGUCAUUUUAAAAAUGGUACAUAACAUUGCUGAAGAUUUGUCUUAAAACAAAGAAUACAUUCUUUGGUUUGCUUUUUUAAAAGCCAGGUGUUGGUUCUGGACACAGCUGGUUUCAGCGGCUCUGUGGCCUGGAAUGGGUAGAGCUCCUCAGCAAAGCUGGUUCCUGCUCUGUGCUAAUGUGAAACCGUCUCCCAUCGUCGUAGUCUCAAUCUGUAGCAUGUUCAGGUAGCACUAGUACUGUAGCAUCCUAUAGCCUCCUCCUCUUCGUAAAGCUUGUUGAUGUCAUGUCUCAGUUACAGUCUGUAGUGUCAAUGAGUGAGCAAACUGUUACUACUAUAGCACAUUCAUGUCAUAUUUUCAUUAAGCCUCCUUCAGUAGACACACGUUAAGGUGGCACAGUGUAUGUUUUGCAGAGAUUUGGGAUAGGCUUGACAUGUUAUUGAGCUCAACCUUGUCUUCUAAGAAGGUGAUGGUAAAAACAGUGCCUACAUCCAGUGCAGCCAUGUGGGGUAGAACGCUGGUUGGUCCUCGCCUCCCUUUUUUUUUUUUUUUUUUUUUUUUUUAAAUUCGUUUGAGCCACCGUGCCACAGUAGACUUCCUCCAUUCAUGUAACGCAGUAAACAGAGUUGUUGUGACCCCUAAAACAUGCAGGCCUAAUAGAUAUAUACACAAACAACACAGGCAUGUAAAUUUUCAAUGUCAACAUCUUCUCAAAUGAAUUGUUCUUUGCCAUCUCCGUUCUCCACCUUAUAACUUCAAAAACGAGCUGAUGUAGUUUUGCCAAUUGUUUGCGAGUGUUUUGAUUGAUCAGGAAAUUUUGCACUGUUGUAGAUCUUUGAUAGUAUGUGUGACGUAUGCAAGAGGAAACAGGCCAUCUUCAAUAGCCAUAAUGUUCAUUAUCGCCCACCUCAUGAAACAGGCUUCGUAGAGUCAGAUUCCCCUCCUCGCUCUAAAAAAUUGCACCAUGGAUAUGAUCUCGCAUUUAGUUUUAUUAAAUUUUAAACUGAGGAGCAGUACAGUGUAUGUAAAUCAGGAAGUUUGUAUAUAGAGAAUUAAUGAUUGUAACUGUAUGAUUGUCUGUAGGGCAUUAUACUGAAACACAUUGCUUACCUCAAGACUUGAGACAAAUCUCUCCUUUCUCUCUCCUGAUGUUUGUUUGGCCUCUCAGUCAGACACCAUCUUUUUAUGUUUCCUUGUACCUAGGCCUUCUCUCAUACCAAUUGGACAUGUUAUAUAAUGUAUAUUCAACACCUGAAGCACUACGUAAUAACAAACUAACACAAAAGCUGGUCGAUGUUAUGUGUAUUCUAUUUAAAGACACAUUUAUAGACACUAUAUAGGCCCACACAUGCUCUGAUGCACAUCUGCAGAUAAAAAACAAACCCCUUUUUAAAACGACCUAUAAUUGGCUGAUGUUUACCAUGUUGAAAUAAGCUGGUUUUCUUGUGGCUUCAGUGAUAGUACAGUAUACUUUUGCUGUGUUUAAGUGUUUGAUGUCAGGAAAACACUCAGAAACAAUCCUGUCUUCACAGCUACAGUCACAAGCAAACUGUUCAAUAUAUGAUUGUAAAGAUAUAGGCUUGAUUAGCAGUCAUAAUACUGUGUAUGCUUUGACCUUGGUAUAUAUUCAGUAUCCAAACAAGGCCUGAUUUAUCCUCUCAUAUUACCAAAAGUUAUAUUUUCAGCAGUUGUAAUAGAUCAUAUUCUUAUGCGUUGAUCAUCAUUUGGAAUCUCCUCAGUUGUGAAACCAGAACCAAGAGAGAAAAAAAACAAAAAAACAAAAAACAAACAAAAAAAAACAAAACACGGGUUCUUGCGGGAUGUCGUAUGCUCUGAGAGGUGUGCUCUGAAGUUCUGCUUCCUACAGCAGCAGCUCGGCAAAUACAAUCACUUCUCUCAAUAUCCUGCGCUUUAUAUGAAGGUGUUUUACUGUUGCUGUCGUCGUCAUGUCCCUCAGAGCAUUUUAUGACUGUACCUUGAUUGUAGAAGCCCUAUUUUAUACUGAGAGUUAUUUCAGAAUACAGUAUGUGCUGUUGUACAUUAAAUGUAUUGUAUGGAGAAAGCUAAAUAAAUGCUGUUUAAAAACUA